Molecule: messenger RNA, 1168 nt
Organism: Sceloporus undulatus (fence lizard)
Lineage: Eukaryota; Metazoa; Chordata; Lepidosauria; Squamata; Phrynosomatidae
Gene: ACER1
Product: alkaline ceramidase 1
Exons: 7
Coding region: 120-911 (263 amino acids)
Biological process (GO): ceramide metabolic process
Cellular component (GO): membrane
Molecular function (GO): hydrolase activity, acting on carbon-nitrogen (but not peptide) bonds, in linear amides
Source: RefSeq, a predicted model, not a curated record
GGAAGAGAUAGCAGCACGCCAGCUGUGUGUGUUGUUAGCAACACCUUCGAAGCUCUCUCUCCCAGCGCCUGGGCUUUUGCACUGGAGAAGCAAAGAGGCACAGAGGUCUUGUGUUCAGGAUGCCAAGUAUCUUUGCCUACCAGAGCGCCGAAGUGGACUGGUGCGAAGGGAACUUUGAGCAUUCGGAGUACAUCGCCGAAUACUACAACACGAUCAGCAAUGUCGCCUUCUUCAUUUUGGCUCCUCUCCUAAUGUGGCUCAAUUCCUCAUACAGGGAUGUCCGUCCCAUACCCGUCCACACACUUUUUGUCAUUCAGUUUUGCAUCGGUGCCUUCUCCUUGUAUUUCCACAUGACGCUCAGCUACGUCGGGCAGCUCUUGGACGAACUCUCCAUCUUGUGGGGGUUGUCGAUUUGCUAUGCCUUCUGGUUCCCCGUGCGAUACUUCCCCGGGUUUAUCAAAAACAGGGAACAGUUCAUCCAGAUGGUGAUCAUCGUGACCAUUGUGAGCACCUUGAUGUCCUUUGUGAGACCGGCCUUGAACGCCUACGCCCUCAACUGCAUCGCCUUCCACCUCCUCUACCUGACGGUCCAAGAACUGAGACAGUGCAAGAACCCCCGGGUCCACCGCCUGGCCGCCUCUCUGGUCAUCUGGUGGCUCAUUUCCAUCAGCUGCUGGCUGGUCGACAAGUUCCUCUGCAAUUUCUGCCAGAAAAUCAACUUUUGCUACCUUCACAGUUUUUGGCACAUUUUCAUCAACGUGACCAUCUUCUACUGUGCCACACUGGUCAUGUACUUUGACGUUCUCUAUGAGAUGCCAAAUAAUGAGCCCGUCUUGACCUACUGGCCCAGUGAGACCAGUUUCUUCGCCCUGCCGUACAUCCUGGUCCAGAAAACACAGAAAUUGUUCUAGUGGGGAGCCAUGGCACACAAACAGGGAAUACACACCCCGUCCGCACGUCAGUAGCCAAUCCUUCCAUACAUCCACCGCUGGUUUAUGAGAGACUGACCGUUGCUGCGAUGGAGGAACAGGCCACAAUGGCUGUGGAUAGAGACGUUUCUCGUUUGCUUGGGUCACUUCUUGCAGGUGGAGGUUCUUUGCAAGCCCGGUCUGUCCUGCUUUUUUGCAUCUGAAUGCAAAAAAACCCCUAUUUAUUUAUUUAUUUAUUU